This is a messenger RNA of Porites lobata, 3591 nucleotides long. Lineage: Eukaryota; Metazoa; Cnidaria; Anthozoa; Scleractinia; Poritidae. The record is from the annotation of a GenBank genome assembly.
AUGUUCAUGGACGUAACUGAUAAGGAUCAGACACUAACCUGCUCCGUGGCUUCCAAUAUUCAGUUGACGACACUGACUGACAGCAAGCCUGACAGCAAGUCUUUUUCUAAGAAAUCUGAGGACGGUAAAGUUAACACAGCCCUGCCAGCUACAAGCAUGGAGAACAUAGAAACUAAUGUUACCUCGUCGUCUGGCACGGCUGAAAAGGAGGUGAAUGUUAUCAUGAGAAACGCAACAAAUAAACGCCGUGAACCAAUCGUGGUAUUUAUCGGUCAUUCUGACCGUGAAGAACUAAGUAAAGAUGAAUCAUCCGAACUUCCAAAAUUUACUUCCUCGCCCUUCCUUGGUUUGCACCCUGAAAUCCGUUCAUCAAACCGACAGGAAAACGAUCACGUUAUGUUUCCUGGCGUUAUGGGAUACUAUGGUAUUGCUUCACAUAAAACAGUUCGAAUUCCUGAAUACCAUGGUACCGUUACGAGCCUUGACCGUGAUGAAGAUGAAAUUUCCACUGCAUUGGGAACGUCUUCUACUGAGAUAACCCAUCCCAAGGAAAAUGGGCUUGCAUUGCAGCAGAAGGACACUGAGAUCGGAACCUUUGCUCUUCUGGAGGAACCUCAAUCUACCUUGAGAAAUGAAACCUUGUCAGAUUUGGUUGACUCAACAAACCAAACAACCAAUUUUAACUCAGAGAAAGCAGAUGAACGCAAUGAGGAUGUUAAAAUAGUCGUUGAUACACUCAUUUUAUCUAAUGAUACCAAGGAAGACCUAAGGAUCUGUCCAAAUCAUCCUCAAACUGGUGGCUCCUCGUUUAACAAGGUUCACAUUGGAGUGUGUAUGAAGGACGGUGAAAGGCUUGGCCUGCGUAUUGACGAUUUGCCUUCCUUGACUACCCAGUACCAAGAUAUUACAUUCCUGCGAGGUUCAACAGCCAAGAAAUCGCGGAGUAGGUGGAUGACCAAACUGGUCAAAGACGAGUCUACGCAUGCUUUUUACCUCACUGGUUUCAAUCAAAGUGGCACGGUAAGCGACGAUGAAAGUAUUAUCUUUGAUAUGUAAGGGUCAGUUCUCCGCGUACUGAUUUGACCUAUAUACAGAUUUGGAUCUUGUUUUUUCUAGAAACGUAUUGGAUUCUUUAUUGCUAGGAUUUGGGUUCUGAGAUGAAUUUAAAACCCAAUUUGGCCAAAAGAUUGAGCUUUAUUUCGAUAGUCCCGAAUUAAGCAUCAUAAUAAAUCCCUGUAUUUUCUUCUGACAGCUUCAUUGAUUAUAUUGUCCCAAUGCCACAAGCGCUUGCGUGCACUUUCGGCGCAUUAGCCCGUUACUCAAAAGUCCCAUUAACUUUUCGGACCCAAAAUCAAACAUUCAACCGGGUAACACCAAACACUGAAAGGAGGCAUCAAAACUGUGUAGGAAGGUGAGGUCUGCUGCACGACCGAAGUUAUAUAAUCAACAGGUAACAGAAAGACAAAGAUGUACUUAAGGAUUCUCUGAUUGUAAUAACAGCAAUGUAGAAAGAUUUGAAAUUGAGACUAUAAUAUGGUUGUCUUUUCUCGAGCUUCGAGCAUAUUUUGUCUUUGUUUUGAAUUUCCUUCCUGUUAAUCGUGUUUCUUUCUUUUGAUGAAGGAAUAUUGUUCGAAGAAGACUAGUCCAUCAGUAGACUCAAGCUGGUUCAUUGCAAGGCUGUGGAACAGAGGUUUAGUAUCUGUUGGUUUGCGUAAGCCCAGCAGUGUUCCCCGGCAAACGGCAAAACGACCACAGUAUCAGCGACUGGCAGCUGUACAAAUCAGCAUGUUUGAGAUAUGCAUGACGGAGACAAAUCAAACUGGCCCAGUAAGUGUUUUUUUUUUUGUCGUUUGUUAUAUUGCAUUACCCUGAGGAUAUAUACGAGAAUUCCUAAACCAGGGGCACCCAACGAGGAUAUAGUUCAAAACCACUUAACGUAGCAUUGUUGAACGUAUUUUAAUAUUUAAACGGUAGAUAUAUGCAUAUUUUUAUCCCCUAAAAACUUUUCAUCUGUUCGGAUUUCCUAGCUGAAAGUCUAGUGAUCCGAAAAUUAUAGGGAUCAAAACUUACCUUUUCGAAAAUUUCAGCCAGGAAAAGGCUCCCGAAAAUUCUAGGUGGCCUUUUUUAGGGUAAAUAUCCGUUUAAAAUGGGUAAUUAUACCAAAUUGUAGAUGUUCGAAAAUCCUAGGAGAGGCAGGCAAGCAAGAAAUUUUACAACAAAUGUUCCGAAAAUUCUAGUUCUGAAAUCGUCUUCCGAACAGAUAUUUUCCCGAAAAUUGCCGUUGGGUGCCCCUGCUAAACGCUUUUUCUUUAAUAAAUUGUAGGUUCAAAUGUGGGAUGCUGUGAAAUAAGUUAAUAAAAAACCUUUGUACUGUAACUUCAAAUAUUUUAAUCGAGAAAAAAAUUAUCGGGCAAGUUUGAUUUUAAAGAUUUGUUGCAGCUGUUGUAAUUGUUGUUGCUCGAUCUGAUAAAAGCUACUUCGGUUCUACCGACAUAUCGAGAUUGGCAACGAUUGAAAUGAAUGACUCCUAUUUAAUUAGCCACGCUGGUCAAGACAAUUUGGACGUUAAGUCCGCCUUUUGCCCUGUUUCAGAAUUAACCCAGGAUGAGAACUAACCGGUAUUCGGGCAAUUCAGCCAGGAUUGUUCUAUGUUACUAUGCAUUUCACUAAAAGUAAUUUUUACUCAACGAAGAAUAUAAUUAAGGUAAUAAAAGUUUUAAAGCGAAUCGAAUAUCUCGUUCUUUGUCGAAUUAGGAAACACUAUGCUGCACAAAGAAAGCUGCCAAAGAAAGCUGCCAAACUAAAUCAGAGACUUUCACUACAAAACUGUGGAUUAAGGGGAUGGAGUUUGUAGGCUGGAUCAGAUCAAAUGAAACUCGAGAAAAGGCUUGGAAUCUAGGGAAUUGUAAGUAUUCAGAUGUCUUUAGUCUUUGCAGUCAUUCUUUCUACUCUCAGAGGCAUAGAACAACAACAGUCUACGAUUGCUUUACAUCUCCAGUCUAAUCCAAAAGAAAUUUAAAUCUCUCCCAGCAUAUUUCUUCUGGUUUGAAAAUAUCUAUUGAUUGAUCAUUUUGGAAGUCGAAACUGAAUUUGAAAGUGACAUGUCAAUCUUUGCUUUGUUUGUUUGUUGUUUCUUAAUUACGCAAUUAUUUUUGUUCAAACUGAAUAAAAUUAAUAAAAUACUUCCAAAAACUUGUUGUAUAACAACGGAAACAUUUUUGAGAUAACCAUGCUUAUUCUAAGGGAAAAAAUGAACAGUUUUGAUUGUCACAGUCAAUAUAACAGGUUUGAUCCUUACAAUUAAUUGAUGUUUCAUAACUCUCUCUUUUUCAGGGAGUUAGUGUAGUAAUAUAAGGACAUUUGUGUCUGCACCUUAUCGUUAAAGAUUACUAACUAUCGCUCAAUCUCUUUCCAGUUUAUUUGACAAAAUUCCUUACGAAAAUGAUGAACUGGACCUGGCAGGACACGUUUGAUAUGAUGACUAUGAUCUUGGCGACUGAAUGUUGCUACACGGCCAUGUACCUCGCCAUUCCUUUGAUUAUAAACAUCAUCAAACGUUUUAUUCGAAUGUUGAUUCGAAAAUGGAGGUAA